Messenger RNA from Limanda limanda (common dab), 2773 nucleotides. RefSeq names its product suppressor of tumorigenicity 7 protein homolog. The coding region runs from base 126 to 1664 and encodes 512 amino acids. Lineage: Eukaryota; Metazoa; Chordata; Actinopteri; Pleuronectiformes; Pleuronectidae. The transcript has 16 exons. The record is from RefSeq and is a predicted model, not a curated record.
CGUCCACAGUCAGUCCUGCUGCUGGAUACUGGACACAUGUCGAACUGCUGCUGGGAGAAAUGCUAGCUACGAGUCCGCCUUCAACCUGCCUCCACACGCACACUAACUGAGCUCCCGGCCCAGCCAUGUUCGGCACAGAGUCCUCAUUAAGCAUGUUUCUCAACACCCUCACGCCCAAGUUUUACGUGGCUCUGACGGGCACUUCCUCCCUCAUAUCAGGACUCAUAUUGAUCUUUGAGUGGUGGUAUUUCAGGAAAUAUGGGACGUCUUUCAUUGAGCAGGUGUCUGUAAGUCAUCUGCGCCCCCUGCUGGGUGGAGUGGACAGCAGCUCCCCCACCAACUCCAACACCAGUAAUGGGGAGGCUGAUUCAAAUCGACAAAGUGUGUCCGAAUGUAAAGUAUGGAGAAAUCCUCUGAAUUUAUUUCGCGGAGCCGAGUAUAAUCGAUAUACGUGGGUAACCGGUCGAGAGCCACUGACGUACUACGACAUGAACCUGUCGGCACAAGACCACCAGACCUUCUUCACCUGUGACUCGGACCACCUCCGGCCCGCUGACGCCAUAAUGCAGAAGGCGUGGAGAGAGAGGAACCCACAGGCCCGUAUCUCUGCAGCACAUGAAGCUCUGGAGCUUGAAGAUUGUGCGACAGCAUAUAUCCUCCUGGCGGAGGAGGAGGCCACCACCAUCAUGGAGGCCGAACGUUUGUUUAAACAGGCACUAAAAGCUGGAGAGAGCUGCUACCGCCGCAGCCAGCAGCUCCAGCAUCAUGGUACACAGUAUGAAGCCCAGCACAGAAGAGACACCAAUGUGUUGGUGUAUUCAAAGAGAAGACUGGCCAUGUGCUCUAGAAAGCUCGGCCGAACACGGGAAGCAGUUAAAAUGAUGAGAGAUUUAAUGAAGGAGUUCCCUCUCCUCAGUAUGUUCAACAUCCAUGAGAACCUGCUGGAGUCACUACUAGAGCUCCAGAACUACGCUGACGUCCAGGCCGUUCUGGCCAAGUAUGACGAUAUUAGCUUACCCAAAUCUGCAACAAUAUGCUACACAGCAGCCUUGCUCAAAGCAAGGGCGGUAUCGGACAAGUUCUCUCCAGAGGCAGCGUCCAGACGAGGGCUGAGCACAGCAGAGAUGAAUGCAGUAGAAGCCAUUCACAGAGCGGUGGAGUUCAACCCUCACGUCCCCAAAUAUCUGCUGGAGAUGAAGAGUCUGAUUCUUCCUCCAGAACACAUCUUGAAGCGAGGCGACAGUGAGGCCAUAGCCUACGCCUUCUUCCACUUGCAGCACUGGAAAAGGGUGGAGGGGGCGCUCAACCUACUGCACUGCACCUGGGAGGGCACAUUCAGAAUGAUCCCCUAUCCUCUAGAGAAGGGUCACCUGUUCUAUCCCUACCCCAUCUGCACAGAGACGGCCGACAGAGAGCUGUUACCCACAGUGUUUCACGAGGUGUCAGUCUACCCGAAGAAGGAGCUGCCCUUCUUCAUCCUCUUCACAGCCGGUCUCUGCUCCUUCACCGCCAUGCUAGCUCUGCUCACACACCAGUUCCCCGAGCUCAUGGGAGUGUUUGCUAAAGCUUUCCUCAGCACGCUGUUUGCUCCUCUUAACUUCAUCAUGGAGAAGGUGGAGAGCAUCCUGCCGUCCAGCCUCUGGCACCAACUCACCCGCAUCUGACCUCGAGCCCCCCCGCCCCAACCGGACCAGGACCAGGAAGCCGACCUCCAUCCAGACAGAAACAGCUGAACUGAAACCCAGAAUGCUGCAUUGGACUGGACUGACACACCUCUGUGCCAAGAGUUCAAACCAACCCGUGAACAGACGAGGACGACGGGAGGAGGAGUUAUAAACGACAAGAAAACACAACAACAGAAUCCAGAAUUGGUUUUGACUUUAUUUGAUAUGUUUGCAUUUUUUGGGGUUUUCGAUCAUUUACAGCUGUUCUUUUGUUGUACAAAAAGAGGUGAUAAAUUGCCAUCAUUAAAAAAAGUGAAAAGACAAAAAAUACAAUAAAGGACUUUUUGUGUAUUGCUGCAAGCAGCUUCUUCCACCAAGUCGAUUCACUCAGAGCCUGACAACAGAAGCAGGUGACCGUCAGCUGGAGCAGCUGCAUGUGGAAUCCUUCACAUCUUCUUCCAACCGCUGGAUUAAUGCUGUCAUCCACAAAACAACACCUCACUGACCCGUUGAACCUGCUGCUGCUUCUGUCUACACUGAUGCUGACAGAGCUGCUUUAUGACAGAGUAUUAUGCCCACAUUGAAGAAAACACUGACAUUUUGAGAAUAAGGUCUUAAUAUUACAAAAAAAGGUCAUUUAAACUGAAAAAAAUAUCUCAAGGAGAAGUAUAUUUUUAGUAAAUAUCAGUAACCAACAGAACAGGUAUGAGGUCGCUGUGGUUCUUCUGAAUCGAUGCAAUUUCUUGAACAUCUCAAGUCUGAUUCUUAUGUUGUGGAGCUGAUGAGCCAAAAAUCAUAGAUUUCACUAAUAAAUCAAACUUAAAAAUGUAGAAGAUGGACUGAUAUCUGAUAUUGUCCUAAAAUGAAAUGUAGUCAAAUUCAAACUUGUAACAUGAUUUCUCUCGUAAUAUGACCCAUCAAACUAAUACAAUUUUGUGAUGACUCUUGUAAAAACCUUUUUCGUGUAACAUUAUGACCUUAUUCUCAAAAUCCCGUUGUAUAUCCUUGAAGUGGUCCUGGUGUCGUCAAAAGAAUGUGACGUAUUUGAAAUGAAGUGUGGUUCUUUACCGGAAAACAGAACUUUUCAUGACAAUUUAAAAUGAUUGAGA